Daphnia carinata is the source of this 1631-nucleotide messenger RNA. It is a transcript of the gene cta, whose product is annotated as guanine nucleotide-binding protein subunit alpha homolog. NCBI's taxonomy places the organism in Eukaryota, Metazoa, Arthropoda, Branchiopoda, Diplostraca, Daphniidae. Gene Ontology annotation, molecular function: G-protein beta/gamma-subunit complex binding; GTPase activity; guanyl nucleotide binding. The transcript is spliced from 5 exons. Gene Ontology annotation, biological process: adenylate cyclase-modulating G protein-coupled receptor signaling pathway; Rho protein signal transduction. The record is from RefSeq and is a predicted model, not a curated record. Gene Ontology annotation, cellular component: heterotrimeric G-protein complex; brush border membrane. The coding region runs from base 194 to 1291 and encodes 365 amino acids.
GCCACCAGAUGGUGGCGUAGGAUUUUGCUAUUGCAACGCCCCCCACAUAACAAUAUCUUGGCUUUUGUUGCCGUAUUCAUUUUGAACUUGUUCUGGAUAGUUGCAACACAAAUAGGCGGGGUAAACAAAUUACGUUUUGUUCCGGUUUGAGUGUCAUGAGCAAGUGAUAAACAAGAUAUUCAGUCUAAAAAAAAUGGCGGCUCUAAUUCACUGCUGUCUGCACUGGAAGUAUUCAGACGAAGAGAUUGAGCAAAUAAAUAGAAGCCUGAAGAUCGACAAAGCCAUCGAGAGAGAGAAGCAGAGCAACCGGCGCCAAGUUAAACUUCUGCUUCUUGGAGCUGGCGAAUCGGGCAAAUCAACAUUUCUGAAGCAGAUGAGAAUCAUUCAUGGAGUCAGAUUUGAAACAGAGGCCAUUCAGGAAUUCCAGUCAAUUGUAUACCAGAAUAUCAUUCGAGGCAUGAGAGUCCUGGUUGAUGCUCGAGAAAAAUUACAAAUUCCAUGGGAAAAUGAAAACAAUGCCAGUCUAGCCCCAUUCCUUCUUAGAGUAGACAACGUCAUGCAAUUUGACACAAAAGUGUUCAUGGAAUAUGCCGUCUACAUUCAACAACUAUGGCAAGAUCAUGGUAUUAGAGAAGCUUACGAGAGAAGAAGAGAAUUCCAACUUAGUGAUUCUGUAAAGUAUUUUUUUGAAAAUCUUGAACGGAUCGCUGUAAAGGACUAUCUGCCGAAUAAUCAGGACAUCCUUCACGCGCGCAAAGCAACCAAAGGAGUAACGGAAUUCGUUAUGAACAUCAAUUCCAUCCCGUUUCGGUUCGUAGACGUUGGCGGCCAACGGUCACAAAGGCAAAAGUGGCUUCAGUGUUUUGAUUCAGUAACAGCAAUCCUGUUUUUGGUAUCCUCUUCUGAGUAUGACCAAGUUCUAAUGGAAGAUAGACGAACGAAACGACUAGAGGAGUCUAUAAACAUAUUUGAUACAAUCGUCAACAUUCGCUAUUUGCUGUCUGUUGCCUUUAUCCUAUUCCUGAACAAAACAGAUCUUCUUACUGCCAAGCUUUCGACACGAGCGUCAAAUAUUGCUCACUAUUUCCCUGAUUACAAGGAUGACCCAUAUGAUUUGUCUAAAGUUCAAGCCUUCAUUUUAAACAUGUUCGUUUCCGCCCGACGUAAUAGCCAUCAAGUCCUUUACCAUCAUUUUACCACUGCUGUGGAUACCGAAAAUAUCAACAAAGUUUUCGGUGCUGUCAAGGAUUUCAUUCUUCAAAAGCACCUGGAGAACUUAAUGCUCCAGUAAACCUAUACAUUCUAAGACGGAAUAAGUCAGCUUGCCGCUCUAGAGUCUAUAAAUGCAUGUGGCUCACUAGAAGACUUAUUUUUGUGUCUAGGGUCUGUAAAGUGGAUUUCCCAUCUUGUGUACAUAAGAUAUACCAAGUGUCCUUGAAAAUUGCUCAGAUUAUCUUUGUCCAAUCUCCUCAUCCUUUUUACCACCCAUGUCGAUUGUUUGCCUCCCCCCCCCCCUUUUUUUUAAAUAACAAGACAGGUUACACGAAAUUAUUUUUUUUAUCAAACCAAUUGCCAUGCUCGUCAAGCACUGUUAAAUGAUAGUCAACCUCUAAUAAAGCAUUCCUUGACUC